Molecule: messenger RNA, 378 nt
Organism: Mizuhopecten yessoensis (Yesso scallop)
Lineage: Eukaryota; Metazoa; Mollusca; Bivalvia; Pectinida; Pectinidae
Exons: 2
Coding region: 6-347 (113 amino acids)
Source: RefSeq, a predicted model, not a curated record
UAGAAAUGAAUGAGGAUGCUGCAGUCGGGGUAGGCGUCGGGUUAGGAGUAGUUAUACUGGCUCUGGUCUUCGUGAUCAUAGCACUGGUCAGACGUCUGACGAUGAAGGGAGGUGACACAACAAAGUCUACACAUAUGACAGAUAUUUCAUCGUCGAGAACUGCAAAUGAGCUAAAUGAAGACCAAGAUGAUAACUAUGACGACAUAGCAAAUUACAACCAGGAACAAAUCAUUGUGCAGAUCUCCAACACAGAGGGAAGUUAUGAACAGCUUGGACGUAGGGAGGUGGAAAUUCCACAUAUAUAUGAGACUAUAAACGUUGACAGGAAAAGACGAUGCACCUUGUAAACUGGACAAAAUGUUACCUUACCACAUAAAG